Molecule: messenger RNA, 1884 nt
Organism: Carlito syrichta (Philippine tarsier)
Lineage: Eukaryota; Metazoa; Chordata; Mammalia; Primates; Tarsiidae
Gene: CYP2A13
Product: cytochrome P450 2A13
Exons: 9
Coding region: 161-1645 (494 amino acids)
Biological process (GO): xenobiotic metabolic process; coumarin metabolic process
Cellular component (GO): intracellular membrane-bounded organelle; cytoplasm
Molecular function (GO): oxidoreductase activity, acting on paired donors, with incorporation or reduction of molecular oxygen, reduced flavin or flavoprotein as one donor, and incorporation of one atom of oxygen; iron ion binding; heme binding
Source: RefSeq, a predicted model, not a curated record
CCCGUGGGGCCUCCCCCUGCUCCCUGGCUGGCUGUGCCCCAAGAUAGGCGGGGUGCAUGGUAGAGGUGAAAUGAAUCUAUUAUAUAAUCAACCAAAGUUCACCCUUCUCUUUCAAGUAGUAUAAAGGCAAACCAUUCCAGCUAUCACCAUCACUGCCACCAUGCUGGCCUCAGGGCUGCUCCUGGUGACCUUGCUGGCCUGCCUGAUGGUGAUGGUCUUGAUGUCUGUCUGGCGGCAGAGGAAGAUCUGGGGAAAGCUACCUCCCGGACCCACCCCACUGCCCUUCAUUGGGAACUACCUGCAGCUGAACACAGAGCAGAUGUACAACUCCCUCAUGAAGAUCAGUGAGCGCUAUGGCUCUGUGUUCACCAUUCACCUGGGGCCCCGGCGGGUCGUGGUGCUGUGUGGAUAUGACGCAGUCAAGGAGGCUCUGGUGGACCAGGCUGAGGAGUUCGGCGGGCGAGGAGAGCAGGCCACCUUCAACUGGCUCUUCAAAGGCUAUGGCGUGGCGUUCAGCAAUGGGGACCGCGCCAAGCAGCUGCGGCGCUUCUCCAUCACGACGCUGCGGUACUUCGGCGUGGGCAAGCGCGGCAUCGAGGAGCGCAUCCAGGAGGAGGCGGGUUUCCUCAUCGAGGCCUUCCGGGGCACGCGCGGCGCCAUCAUCGAUCCCACCUUUUUCCUGAGCCGAACUGUCUCCAAUGUCAUCAGUUCCCUUGUCUUUGGGGACCGCUUUGACUAUGAGAACAAAGAGUUCCUGUCACUACUGCGAAUGAUGCUGGGAAGCUUCCAGUUCACAGCUACGUCCACGGGGCAGCUCUAUGAGAUGUUCUAUUCAGUGAUGAAACACAUGCCAGGACCACAGCAACAGGCCUUUAAGGAGCUGCAAGGGCUGGAGGACUUCAUAGCCAAGAAGGUGGAGCACAACCAGCGCACCCUGGACCCGAAUUCCCCACGGGACUUCAUCGACUCCUUUCUCAUCCACAUGCAGGAGGAGCAGAAGAACCCCAACACGGAGUUCUCCAUGAAGAACCUGGUGCUGACCACGCUAAACCUGUUCUUUGCGGGCACUGAGACUGUUAGCACGACCCUGCGCUACGGCUUCCUGCUGCUCAUGAAGCACCCAGAUGUGGAGGCCAAGGUCCACGAGGAGAUUGACCGAGUGAUUGGCAAGAACCGCCAGCCCAAGUUCGAGGACCGUGCCAAAAUGCCUUACAUGGAGGCAGUGAUUCACGAAAUCCAAAGAUUCGGAAACAUGAUCCCCAUGGGUCUGGCCCGCAGAGUCACCAAGGACACCAAGUUUCGGGGCUUCCUCCUCCCUAAGGGCACCGAAGUGUUCCCUAUGCUGGGUUCUGUGUUGAGAGACCCCAAGUUCUUCUCCAAACCCCAAGAUUUCAACCCCCAGCACUUCCUGGAUGAAAAGGGGCAGUUUAAGAAGAGUGAUGGUUUUGUGCCCUUCUCCGUGGGCAAGCGGUACUGUUUCGGAGAAGGCCUGGCUAGGAUGGAGCUGUUUCUCUUCCUCACCACCAUCAUGCAGAACUUCUGCUUCAAGUCUCCGCAGUCGCCUCAAGACAUUGACGUGUCCCCCAAACACGUGGGCUUUGCCACGAUCCCACGAAACUACACCAUGAGCUUCCUGCCCCGCUGAGAGAGGGCCGUGCCAGGGCAGGGCUAAUGGGGGGGGAAGGGCGGUGCCAGGGCGGGGCUUGUGGGAAGGGCAGGCUAAGGGAAGGGGACUGACUGGGGAAGGGAAAGGAAGGGGUGAGGCGGUUAGAAGGAGAAACGGAAGGGGUUGAGUUCACCUUGAUAGAUCCUUCGGAGCUGGAAUGAGAGGAAGGAAAAUCUUACACUAUGCUACGAAGAGUAGUAAUCGUAACAGCUAGUAUU